CAGCGUACACUGCCGCAAACCGUACACAGCAGUUUUGAACCUAUAUGUUUUGAACUUUGUUCGCAUACCGUUAUCCUGUUGCAUGUAUGAUAUGUAAUAGGCUGUUGCAUAUAAUAUCGUCUGAGGCGUUUGACGCAUUCAUAAACAAAGACACACUUUUGCUUCUGUGUCGCGUCUGAAGCUCACGUUCCGUGUGAAAAGUUUCUGUCACCAUAUUAUUAAGAACAGCUGACGCUUGCCACAAACACUUAACUAUACCACGUCACUCGUCAAAAGAUCACCAGGACUGUUCGCGGUUCACCAUUGUUAUGGACCAAAACCAAGUCUCAGAGGACAGUUCGAUAUCCAACACCUAUCCAUCUUGAGUUACCGUCGAUAUUUGGCACCAUGGCAGCUGGCUUGGGUCUGCUCAAAGCUGUCCUUUGCGUCCUCAACAUUGGCGUUGUUGGCUUGGGUGUCGGUGCAAUAGUAGUCGGAGCACUGGUACUCUCCAACCCCAACUUGCAGGAAGUGAAGGAUAACUUGGAACAAUACUCAAACUACUCCACGGCUGCUGGUGUAGCUCUAGCAGCAGGUGUUGUCGUUAUCCUUUUUGGCUUGUGUGGCUGCUGUGGGGCCUGCUUUGCCAUUGGAUGGCUGCUAAUCUUGUUCGUCAUGAUCAUGGCGGCCCUUGUUGUGGUUGAAAUGACAGUCAUGGGCCUUGUUUGGAAGUACACAAGUGGAGAAGAGCUGGAAAAAACUCUGACGGACAUCCUGCUCAAGCUCAUCGAGGCCCGGAAGAGUGGCUUACCAAACUUCCUUCAUGAGAUGCAAUUAAAUUUGAAUUGCUGUGGAGCUAGGGGCCCUGAUGACUAUGCCAGAAGUGGUCUCCAGGUUCCUCAAAGCUGCUACAAUGAAGCGGAUAAGUAUGUGCCUCGUUUGCACGACAUGGGCUGUGGGAAAGCCAUCGCAAUCUUCCUUGGAGAGCAAAGCCUGAAAGUCGGGCUUGUAACUUUGGGUGUUGUGUUGGCCCAGAUCCUGGCAAUAUCAAUUGCAAUACUGCUUUACUGCAAGUUGUAGGUGACGGGCAAGUCACUGAGAAACAGCCAAGUGCCUUUUUCUGGUGCCUCACUUUUUAUGGAUGCUUUCCUUGAUCUGGCAGUGUUGCUACCAUGCCUCAGUUGAUUUGCAUUGUGACUGUGUUAGGCAGCUGAUGUUAAUUAACUCAUUUUAAUUUGUUUUAUCCCUGUUCUCUGUAAUCUUAUCGAGACCCUCAUGUGAAGAGUUCACCUGGGUACUACCAUGAAGCACAUUUAUACAAUAACAUGUUUUCUUUGUGGGACCAUUCUGGACCAUUCACAGGAUUUCGAAGUAAUGUUUUCCAAAUCCUAGUUUAGGGCAGCAAAUAGCACAAAGCCGCUCAACACUCUUCACUUCAUAAUACCCUUGCUGAGCCUUUGGAGUGAACAGAUCUCUCUCAUUUUGUGCCUGCCUUCGUUGCACGUAAUGUAUUUUUUCAAGUAUUGGGCAGCUUCUCUAAUGAGAUAACCCCCAGGGUUGUGUGCAGUGAAUGAAAAAUACGUGUAACGCAUUGUACCUCACAGUGGGACUUUAGUACCUUGGUUUUCUAGCAUAUUGCAUUUCAGUGCAACAUCGAUGCAAUGAGUUUAGUACAGUGUACGGAGAUGAUGUCUCCACACCACUCAUCAGGAACUGGGUGCUAUGUUACAUUCUGAAAGCUUCAAGUUUCAUGCUGUCAUUUCGUUCACUGUCGCUGUUGCCGGUCGUUCAUACUUUGCAAAAACUGCAUCUAACGGUGUGAGAUACUGCAUUACACAUAUUACAGCAAACACAGUGCCCAUCGAGGACAGCACCAUGUUUUUUUUUUAUAUAGCUCCCACACGAUUUGUGUACAUAAUCCAGGAGGGAAAUGUACACACUUUCCACUUCUCCCUGACACAGGGCCUCUCAGGAGUCACGCAAAUGUGAUUAUGAGACUGCACCCACAACAUAUUUUUGUAAAACAGAAACUGUUUGCAUUAAAGAAAAUGCAACCGGCUUGAAUGAAUCCUUCAGGGAAGUGACAAUAAAUACAUGAGAUGCAAGAAAAACCCAGGACUUUAAAAAUUUACAACAAGAACAAUGGACGACUUAAAUAUAACAUCCGUCCCUGACCUGUGUGUCCCCCUGAACUGCUUACCCAAACCACACAACAAUACUGAUGCCAGUGCCAAGCAAUGGCAUGUUGUCUGGGUUUCGGGUUCAGAGGGGUUCACAGGUAAAGGUCGCAUGUUAGUUACCGAGACCCACUGGCAAUGCUGAUGGGUUGGGUAACAUGUUAAGGGGGAUGCACUUGUCAGGCUUGGGUGUUAUAUUAAUGUGCUGUCCUUUGUAUGUGACAUCUAUCUUGUAUCAUGUAUGUAUGACAUCCUUUGUAUGUUGUUGCGAUUGUUCAUGUAGUAAACUCUUUAAAGCACACCUAGUCCAAUAUUUUCUCGCGUCACGUGUAUUUGUUGUCGCUGUCCUGGAUGGAUCUAUACCAACCCGCCCAAUUGUUGCUUCAUCUUGUGAAUGAAUCCAACACACUUUUUCCAUCAUGAUUUCGAAACAGUACAACACUACUGUACAAAGUGUUCACCAUUACUAAAGUGAUUGGUCUAACGAAAGACACAUUCCUUAGGAAACAACAGGAACACAUUCCUUACGAUUUUUAUUGGUGUAUUGAUGGAACAGUACUCUGUUGAAUACCGAUGAAAUGCAGCAACUGUAGCCAAAAUUUUCAUGAACUCGUAACUAACUUUGUUCUCCUGUGUCAAGCCCACAAUUGAUAAGAUAUUCUUAAUGAGUUGCGUUCUCAUUGUAUAACAACUCUCAGGCGAAUUGUUUUACAUUGAAUUGCCAGCGGUUAUAUUUGGGGAUCCCAGUUUACGGUGUCUAAUUAUUCAGCAAUUCAGUAUGUAAAAUCGGUGGAUUUUGCUCACCACAAAUCAGUUAUUAUCGGUGGAAACAUUUAAACGGGAAGUCACUCUGUGAAAAUCAUAAAGAAAUGAAACUGGAACUUCCUAUGCUUACAGCAUAUAAGACACUCUAUUUACAGUUUUUCAUUGUACUAUGCCAACAGCUAAAACCUGAACUCAUCGUAAUAGUAAUAAAUUGCCAGGUCCACAUUAAGCGAUUCAGACAACAUCACACACCACUCCUUUCAUAGCAACACUGUUAUGCUAUAAAAUACUUCUUCUACAUUAGCACUUGAUACGGAUAGUGCAAACAGGUUGAGUGCCACAGCAUGAAGCACCUGCCAUUGUUUUCCAUGAGCAGUCUAAAAUCUACUAACAAGUCUCACUUCUGGCAGUUACAUUUAUCGACAGGUACUUUGACACAACAGAGAAUAAGUGCUUAUUCCAAUGAUUACCGGUGCAUAACUACUUUCACUGACUGCAUGAAAAGAUACCGACAUACAUUUAUGUGUGCUCUUGGAUAAACACCAAAACUGAAAGCCCCAGUUACAUUGUUUCAGUACCUGUACCUAUCAGGGGUGGGUCCAGGACUUUUCUAAAAGAGUCCAGCGUUGGACAGCAUGCUACAUGCAGUUCAUUUACGGUCAAUUGAAGCAGUAUGUGAAGGUAGAAAUUGAGACUGGGUUUAGGACAUCCGGACCCUUCCUCUUGAUCCGUUCACUGGUUCCUAUAUAUGACAGAACUACUAGACAAAAUUGUAAGACGUGAUUUCCACUACAAAUGCUCCUGGCGAACAACGCACAGUGAGCUGUUGCCGAACUUGCAGUGAGAAUGAAGCUAAACCCCGUCAGUUGUGCAGCUUUGUGGUUGUUAUGGAUUGUGUUCCUAGUGCUAGCCAUUCCAAAGUAAUACGACUCCAUAUUCCUAGCACAAAUGUAUUGACUGCUAUGGAGCUUUUAAUGCGUCCAAUAUUUUUCAAGUGUCAUGAUCAAGAGCAUUUAUAUUUGUAUCCAUGUGUAAUAUGAUAUACGCUCAUAUACUGUAUAAAUAUAUAUGUAUACACACAUUGGUGUUGUUGGAAACAAUAAAUUGUUAGACUGUAAUGCCUAAGUGCAAUUAAACGUGUCAACAGACACUUUUGGGAAA
Molecule: messenger RNA, 4082 nt
Organism: Ornithodoros turicata
Lineage: Eukaryota; Metazoa; Arthropoda; Arachnida; Ixodida; Argasidae
Product: 23 kDa integral membrane protein-like
Exons: 8
Coding region: 388-1059 (223 amino acids)
Cellular component (GO): plasma membrane
Source: RefSeq, a predicted model, not a curated record